Neoarius graeffei (lesser salmon catfish) is the source of this 3796-nucleotide messenger RNA. Its product is annotated as gastrula zinc finger protein XlCGF26.1-like. The record is from RefSeq and is a predicted model, not a curated record. Lineage: Eukaryota; Metazoa; Chordata; Actinopteri; Siluriformes; Ariidae. The coding region runs from base 1537 to 3522 and encodes 661 amino acids. Gene Ontology annotation, biological process: negative regulation of transcription by RNA polymerase II; regulation of cytokine production; regulation of immune system process. The transcript is spliced from 5 exons.
ACGGUGUGUUCAGGCUGGUGUGGGAGAACUCGAGUGUCCUGUACAGAGCCCUGACCUCAACGCUACUGAGCACCUUUGGGAUUGGAUUGGAAUGCAGACUGCACCCCAGACCUCCUCGGCUGACAUCAGUGCCCGACCUCAGUAAUGCUUUUGUGGCACAAAUCCCCACAGCCAUGUUCCAGAUUCUAGUGGAAAGCUUUCACAGGAGAGUGGAGGCUGUUAUAGCAGUAAUUGCAGGGCAGAAUCCAUAUUAAUGCCCAUGGUUCUAGAAUGGGAAGUCCAAUAAGAUCAUAUAGGUGAUGCUCAGACGUCCACAUACUUCUGGUCAUAUAGUGCAUUUAAACACUAAGUAGUGCAAUUAAAAAUACUGCACCAAUGACUGAUAAAGCCAGUCAGGAUGCCUUCACUGGUGCAUCUGUGGAACAGUCUGAUGAUGCAGAGGGAGCUCAGAAUGCUCGGCUUGAUGUGUCAUUAUAGCAUGAAAAUAAUCUCAGAAUAGAGAUUAAUCAUCAGAUUAUUCUCAUCUGAAGUAGAAAAGGAAGAAAGUCAUGUCAUUGGAACAGCCAUUUCUAAGGAGUAUACACUAUGUAGCCAAAACUAUGUGCUCCCCUGACCAUCACACCCAUGUGUGCUUGUUGAAUAUUCCAUUCCAGACUUACUCCCCCUUUACUCUUAUAAUAAGCUGCACUUUUCUGGGAAGACUUUCCACUAGAUGUUGGAGCGAGAGUGUGGGGAUUAGUGUUCAUUCAGCCACAAGAGCAUUAGUGAGGUCAGAUGAGGAGGCCUGGCACACAGUCGGCAUUCCACUUCACCCAAGUUCAAGUUCACUUUAUUCUCAAAUGUUUGCAGAAUACAGAGUACACAAGAAACAGUGAAGUUCUUACACCACAGAGUCGCGGUCAUACAGUUAACAUGAAGUGCAUACAAACAGACAGAACAUAGAGAGAGGGUUCACCUGGGUGGGAGGAAAGGUAUUACACACAUCAGACUGCAUGGAGAAUGAGCAGUGCAAAUUACAAGACGUGGUUUAAGAGUGAAAAGUGAAUAUUGAGGAGUAUGAUUUAAAAGAACAACAACAAAUCAGUGUUAUAGUCGAGUCAAUAAACCUUAAGUCUGAGUCCAGUCUCGAGUCUCCAGUGUUCAAGUCCAAGUCAUUAAAAAAAUUUAGAGUCAAGUCCAAGUCAAGUCCACUAUUGAUCCAAGUCAAGUCCGAGAACAAGACUCCAACUGCACCAUUUGACGGUGGCUGUUUUAACGCCAUCAACAUUAGUUUGUUCCUGAACAUGACAGGUGAAUGUGCAUUCUCUUUAUCAGGGAGUGUGAAGUAUUCUGUCAGAGAUGGUUGGGAGACAGAUGGAAGUGCAGAAGGUGUGUUUAUUAAUACAAGUGAAGACACGUAAACAAUCCAGAACAGCAGGCAAAAUCGUGAAACAGGCGAUAGGUCGAGCGAGGCACAAACGGUUUAUCGUAGACAUGGCAGAAUCAAAGAUGAGAAACAGGAAAUCAGGAACCCAAACAAGGAAAUAAGGCUCGGUAAUGUGUCAGCAAUGCAAGUCAAUACUUUGCAAAAAAGAAAUGAUGUUCUGUUACAAGUCACCUCCUGCUCCUUGUGUCCAGUUUCAUACACCUCUUGACCUGACCUCCACAAACACAAGAAGAAAUGGUACUGCUUCAGAAAGCCUUCAGAUACCUGGAGAAAUCAAAUCUGAGAACCUGUCCACAAAAGGAAUGAUGUUCUCUUGCAAGUUGUCUCCUGUUCCCUUUGUCCAGUUUCAUACACCUCUCGACCUGACCUCCACAAGCACAUCAAGAGAUGGCACUGUAGAAAGACUAAAGAUAUCUAGAGAAAUCAAAUCUGAGAACCUGUCCACGAAAGGAAUCAUGUUCUGUUGCAAGUCGUCUCCUGCUUCUUUUGUCCAGUUUCACACACCUCUCGACCUGACCUCCACAAACCCAUCAAGAGAUGGCACUGUGGAAAGACUUCAGAUAUCUGGAGAAAUCAAAUCUGAGAACCUGUCCCCAGUAAGUUGCAGUAGUCAGUCUGGUUCUCUCCUCACUAAGACCUCACCCAAACUAAUAUGGAAAAAAAUCCACCAAUGCUUAGACUGUGGGAAGAGUUUUGCUAGACUGGGAGACCUCCAAAAACACCAGAGAAUUCACACUGGAGAGAAACCAUACCAGUGCUCACAGUGUGGAAAGAGUUUUACUCAAGAGAGUAAUCUCCAACAGCACCAGCGGGUUCACACAGGAGAAAAACCGUACCACUGUACGUGGUGUGGAAAGAGUUUUACUCAUCAGCAGAAUUUUCAAACGCAUCAGCGAAUUCACACUGGAGAAAAACCAUAUCAGUGUUCACAGUGUGGAAAGAGUUUUACACGCAAGAACGCUGUACAGCGACACCAGCGCGUUCACACGGGAGAGAAACCGUUUCACUGUAUGCAGUGUGGGAUGAGUUUUAGUGAGAGUUGUACGCUCAAAGAACACCAACGACUUCACACAGGAGAGAAUCUGUUUCACUGUUCAGAGUGCGGGAAGAGUUUUCAUCAGAAGAAAACUCUACAAGGACAUCAGCGCACUCACACUGGAGAGAAGCCAUACUUCUGUACUGAGUGUGGAAAGAGUUUCAGUCGGAUGAAUACUCUACAGCAACACCAUCGCAUCCAUACAGGAGAGAGGCCAUUUCAGUGUUCAGAGUGUGGACAGACUUUUGCUCAACAGAGUACUCUCCACCGACACCAGCACAUUCACACCGGAGAGAAACCAUAUCACUGCUCACAGUGUGGGAAGAGUUUUAAUCGCAAAAAUACUUUACAACUCCACCAGCGCCUUCACACAGGAGAGAAGUCCAACACUGAGGAGAGCUGUGGGAAGAGUUUUGCUAAACUGAAAUACCUUCAGAAACACUGGAGAAUUCACACCGAAGAGAAACCGUAUCACUGCUCACAGUGUGGGAAGAGUUUUACUUACCAGAGUUCUCUCACAAUACACCAGCACGUUCACACUGGAGAGAAACUGUAUCAGUGCUCACAGUGUGGGAGGAGUUUUACUCAACAGAGUACUCUCCAAACACACCAGCGCAUCCACACUGGAGAGAAACCGUAUCGCUGUGCACAGUGUGGGAAGAGUUUCACUCAACAGAGUACUCUCCAAGCACACCAGCGCAUCCACACUGGUGAGAAACCCUAUCACUGCUCACAGUGUGGGAAGAGUUUUACACGAGAGAAUCAUCUCCAGACACACCGGCGGAUUCACACAGGAGAGAAGCCGCAUCGCUGCUCAGAGUGUGGGAAAUCCUUCACUCAGAAGAGUACUCUAAUGAGACAUCAGCGUAUUCAUGCUGGAGUGAAACCGUAUCAGUGCUCACAGUGUGGGAAGAGUUUUAAUCAAGAGACCCACCUCCAGCAACACCAGUACACUCACACAGGAGUGAAGCCAUAUUAUUGCUCAGGAUGUGGGAAGAGUUUUACCAGACUGAAUACUUUACAACACCACCAGCACAGUCACACAGGAGAAAAGCAGUGAUUUUAUACACACACACAGGACCAGUGUAGCUAAUAGAUUGUCUGUCUGAUUAAACAGCUGGAAUCAGGUGUGCCUCCUGAUUGGUUAGUACUAAAACCUUGCAGCCACACUGGUGAGAUUGGACACUGAUGCGAUUGGACACACGUUCCGUAUUGUAUAAUUAUCACAAUAAUAAAACAUUCAUUGUUAAUGUAUUUUCAGUGAUCAUGGCGAGUUGUUCAUACUGCAUAGCUCUUUGGGCUUGACAUACCAUUUAAGGCACAAAAUUAAACUG